Molecule: messenger RNA, 2174 nt
Organism: Effrenium voratum
Lineage: Eukaryota; Dinophyceae; Suessiales; Symbiodiniaceae
Source: the annotation of a GenBank genome assembly
UAAGGCACCCACGCACCCACUUGACUUAUGACGGAUGCUCCGCCAGGUGCCCACAUGACUCCUGAAAACCUCACCUUCGAGUCUUCUUCUCCUGCGAGAACAACUUCUUCAAGGACUGGCGUGCGCUGGGAGCCAGCGAAAAUGGAGGACAUGCAGAAGGCUUUGCAUCUGCUUCAGGAAUCCGGAGGGAAUGUGGUAUCAGGAUUCGUCCAGGUGGAUCACACUGCAAUGGAGAUGUCAGAGCAGGUUGACUUUGCCUGGGGUGGACCUCGUGUGCGCCGCGCACGAAAUUGUCUCUUUCGAUACUCGCAAAGCUUUCCCUGCAGAUUCUUGCUGGGUAUCACGAUCAUACUUGACGUGUACCUUGGCUGCUCGGAGAUCGAUCUCGUCGCAGCAUCUGCUGCAGUGCCUGCAUGGAUCUUGGCGGUUUCCGGUUGUUGUCUGGCAGUUUACUUCCUGGAAGUCUCCGCUGCGCUCUUCAUUCGAGGGUGGAAGGCCUUACACAAUGCUUGGACCCUGGUGAACAUCGCAGCCCUAGUCCAAGGACUCUGUGAUCUACUGGCGCGAGCGGCCUUCCCGAAUCCGGAGCUGCUCCAAGCGUUUCGCAUUGUCAGAGUGCUCCGAAUCGCAAGGAUACUGCCGAUCUUCGAGCGCUUCCGCCUUCUGCGGGAGAUGCGCAAGCUUGUGCGAAUGAUGGUCAGCUGCUGCCGGGCGCUGUUCUGGUCCUUUGUUUUCUGUUUUGUGGUGAUGACCUUCUGGUCCCUCAUGGCUGUGGAGCUGGUGCGGCCCCACAUGCUCGGCCUGGAUGCAGGCCCUGCACUGGAGGGCUGCUACCUUUGUUCCAGGAACCUUGACUCCAUCAUGACAGCCAACCUCUUGCUCUUUAAUGUGGUCAUUGCUGGUGAUGGAUGGGAUAAUGCGGUGGCGCCAGUGAUCCUGAACCAUCCCUGGACGGCCGUGAUCUUCAUCGGAGCCUUUCUCACUAUCUUUUUCGGAGUCCUGAACCUGGUUGUUGCAGUUGUGGUCGAUGAAUUUGCAGAGGCACGACAGAAGGAUUUCAUCUCCAUGGCGCAAGAAAUGGACGAGAGCACUCAGCGCGACUUCAAGUUCCUGGAGAAGAUUUUCCAAAGAAUCGAUGAGGACAGCAGUGGGGCAGUGGACUUUGAGGAGCUGCUGAACGGCGCCAGAAAGGUGCCUGAGUUUCGACACCGGCUGCGAGUCAUGGACAUUGACGAGUCGGACCUCAGGCAGCUGUUCGCCAUGCUUGACAAGGACGGAACUGGAACAAUCCAGCCUUCGCACUUCAUUUCGGCUCUGAGCCGUUGGCUGCAUGAUUCGAAAACGGCCUCCCGCUUCGUCAAGUACAACUUGAUGAAGGCAAUGGAGCAGCAGAAUGAGAUGGGCGACAAGCUGUUGGCCCGCAUGGACAGGAUGGAGAAGCGAUUCAGAAUGCUCUUUGAGGAUUUUUCCGACAGGACAACCUCCAACGUAGAGGCGUUGAAUUCAGAACCUGAGGUCUUGAAGGAGGCAGUGCAUCAAGACAGCGCACCUGAAGCCCAACUCAAACCAUCUGAGCUCAAGGAGCUUGUUCGGGGCCAAUUGGGCGAAGUGUCCGGCAGUCUGGCAGGGACGGCCUUGCAACAAGCUGAAAGGGUGCUGCAACAAUCGCUACAGUCUGCUUUGCGUUUGCUGCAGGAGGCCAUUCUAGAGGAUGCUCCAAUGCUUUUGAGAGAGCAGGACCCAAGCGCCGUGGACAUGCAGGAUGCUGGGCCUCCUAGCAGCAGUCGACCGGGUCCAUUCCUCUCCGAAGACUUCGACAAGGAGAGAAGUGCUUUUCAAGAGCAGGUGUCAGAUUCAAAGCAACCUGACUCUCGCGGCCUGAUAGGGUCUCUGCGCUGGCAUCGGAUCCAGGAGACGUGACAUUUUUAUUGUUGGCAUUUUUCAUGCCGGCCGGGCCCGGGCGGGCGGCUGUAAAAUAAGAACCGAAGAACUCCAUGCGCUAAUGUAGCAGCUGCCUCACAGGGUAGGCAGGUUCCAGGACGAUGAAUGAGCCAAGUGGCUAAGCCAUUUCUGCUCACAUGAUUUCAAGAGCCAGACGGCCAAAGCUAUCUGGCAAAGCAGUAUGUCUGCACUUGACAAACGCGAUAUCUUGCAUCACAACUUACAGCAUCCUG